AGAAGAAGACGACGAAGCACUUCCGGUCUUGCUUUGACAGCAACAAACACAGCGAAAAUGGAAGACGGCAACUACAUUGAUAAUUUAGAGGCCCGUAUUCAAACGCUGGAAAAGCGUGUAUAUGGAGAAAAAGGAAAUCGGACCACCAAGCACGUCAAGUGCGCUGAUUCAAUGGGAAGGAUCCAUGCUGCUCUCGGGAGCACAGCCAACAAGAGGGAGCGAGUGAAGAUUUUGCACAAAAAGAUUGAAGACCUGAUGAAAUAUCUGGACCCCCAGUUCACUGACAACAUGGCCAUUCCUGACACCAUGAAACUGGAGUACAUACUGGCUGAGGAGGAGUUCCUGUUGACCCAGGCCUCUUUGCUGGAGCAGGUCAGCAAACUGCAGCCUGUUCUGGACAGCAGCUAUAUCAGAGACGUCCCUGAGCACACCACCAAACUCCAGCGCCUGUCUCAGAUCCACAUCAAGCAGCAGAACCAGAGUGAGACACUGUCCAAGGAGGUGAAGAAGCAGUUUGAAGAGUACAACAAGAUGAUGUUCCUGUUGUCCAAGCAGUUCACCCAGUGGGAUGAAACCCUUCGGCAGCUAGAGGGAGCCACGCAGGUCAAACCCGUGGAGUAAUGAUGUCACCGCACCCCGCCAUAAAAGGGUUAUCUUUUCAGGGGAUGGUAUGCAUUAUGUCACCUUAAUUACCAGGGAAACCCAGACCUAAUCCCUCCCCCUCAUUACCACUUCACUUCAUGACCCAGGUGUUACUGAUAUUCUUAUUCCUUAAAUUGAUUUAUAUCGCCCAGUUCUGUGUGCAAAAGGAAAUUGGAUUCUCUAUCUGAAUAGUACUUCCAACAUGAAAGUGUGUUGUCUGUCUGAAAAUAUAAUAUUUCAUUUUAUCUGAUUAUUUAUAUGAUUGUCUUGGCAUUCUGGUUGAGUUUGUAUGGGAGAGGAGGGUGUUCAUGACUGUAAUUAGUGAAAUGGACUGUGGAAAUGUAAUUGUUAUUUUUUAAUAACGAUGAUGAUUUUAGGGCGCUUGAAGAAAUUAAUUUGUUUGGGAGUCACUGACAGGCCUUUCUGGAUAAGGAAUCACCAGAACUGAUGUGACCCUGGGUCUGCACACACUUGCAUCAGACACAUUCCUUUUUGGGGGACUGCUGAGUUAUGGUGUAAAUGGUCACCCCAUACAUGUAUUAGUCUGAGUGGAAAACUAAACCUUUUGGGGGGAAGAUUUUGGCUCCUGAAGGGUCCCACAAAGCCCUUCAACACUACUGAGAUCUUUUAAAAGAAGGAUGCAAAUAAACUUUCAAAAUAAGUUUCAA
Anguilla anguilla (European eel) is the source of this 1310-nucleotide messenger RNA. RefSeq names its product dynactin subunit 3-like. The transcript has 7 exons. The record is from RefSeq and is a predicted model, not a curated record. Gene Ontology annotation, cellular component: dynactin complex. NCBI's taxonomy places the organism in Eukaryota, Metazoa, Chordata, Actinopteri, Anguilliformes, Anguillidae. The coding region runs from base 58 to 621 and encodes 187 amino acids. Gene Ontology annotation, biological process: cytoskeleton-dependent cytokinesis.